This is a messenger RNA of Eimeria tenella, 752 nucleotides long. RefSeq names its product CAP-Gly domain-containing protein, putative. The transcript has 4 exons. The record is from RefSeq and is a predicted model, not a curated record. Gene Ontology annotation, biological process: regulation of transcription by RNA polymerase II. Gene Ontology annotation, cellular component: nucleus. Lineage: Eukaryota; Apicomplexa; Conoidasida; Eucoccidiorida; Eimeriidae. Gene Ontology annotation, molecular function: transcription cis-regulatory region binding. The annotation marks the transcript as partial.
AUGCGGGUGUUGGACUCCAAGACGCUGCGGGAGAAGCAAAUGGAGUUUUGUGGCUGGAAAGAAGCGCAGCAGCACUUCAGCAGCAUAAAACUUUUGGAGACAAUUACUUUGACCAACUUCCCCCUCAAGGCAGCAGGCUCUCCCCUCCUCGAGCUCCCCAGGCUGCUGACGCUGUCAAUGGGGGGCAGUCUGCUGCGGGACUGGGGCGAACUUUGUCUCAUCUUGUGCUGCUGCAAAAGUCUGAAGAGUCUUUGCCUUGCUGACACGCGGCUGCAGCACUUCGAGCUGCUGCUGCAGCAGCAACCUGCUGCUGCUGCUGCUGCUGCAGAGCCUGCAGCAGCAGCUGCUGCUGCUGAUGCACACAGCUGCCGCAUUGCGGCGGCCCUCCAAAGACUCCUGAAGCAAAAAGACGCAGCAAGGACCCAGACCGAGCCAGAAGAUGCUGCUGCAGCUGCUGCAGCUGCCGCAGCUGCUGCAGCUGCUGCUGCGGCGCCUGCCUCCGCUGCUGCUGCUGCUGCUGCUGCUGGUUUGGUUCGCUGCUGCUCUCUCGAGAGCUUGUCUCUUGACAGCACAUUUGUGUCUUGGGCCGACCUGCUUUGCUUCAACUUUUUGGCCCCGAAGCUGCAGCAGCUUUCUCUCCGCAGCAACGGCCUCAGCGGCUGCAGCCCUUUGCCUCUUUUUUCGCCCCUGCAGCCUAAGCAGCAGCAGCAGCAGCAGCAGCAGCAGCAGCAGCAGGGGUGCUGCUGCAGGGA